CUGUGAAUGUGGAAAACAGAAAGUGAGAGAGAAAGAGCGAUAUUGGCCGGUAGCCCGUAGCACUGCAGCAGCGAGCCAGCGAGGCGAGACUCCUCGUAGCGAAGCUGGGGCCACUACCUACACGGGCACGGGGUAACGCGGCGCGGCUGUAAAGUAAAGUAUAUAGAUAUAAAGGAUUAAUACUAAGUAGACCAAAAGAAAAAGAGAGAAAAAGCAAACGAACGGACUCUUUGGGGACUCUGUAAGUGCCUCGCUCCGCACUCUAUAGUAGCUGCCGCAGUAGGCUCCUCCUCUGCUGCCGGAAGGAAGGAAGGAAGCGAGCGAAUGCGCGACUGAUCAGGAAUCAGGAGCAAUAAACAGGUGACGAGUGACGAGUGUGUGGCGAGUCACCGAAACCGAAAGCUCGCUCGAGGAGGAGGUAAGAAGUGCGCGCAGCUGGUUAAUCGUUCGUGUGUGUGGUACUUUAGGUCGAGGUAUCGUAGGUACCUGGCGCGAGAAGGAAUAAGUAUAACGAGAGAGAGAGGCAGACGCAUCAUCAUCAUCAUCAUCAAUAAUAACCCUACACGGAGCAUCAGUAUCAGUAGCAACAACAACAACAGCCGGGUAACGUGAGUAACAAUUUGAAGGAGAAGCCAAGUCAGCAAGUUAGUAUACGUACGUAGACUGCGGCAGCAGUUAUACACCACCAUCAUUAAUACCACCGCCACCAUGAGCCUCAGCGAGGAGAGCAAUCCUCGGACGCUGUACGUCGGUAAUCUGGACGUAAGCGUGUCCGAGGAUUUGCUGUGCGCCCUCUUUUCGCAAAUCGGUCAGGUCAAGGGCUGCAAGAUAAUACGCGAAACGGGUAAUGACCCGUACGCAUUUGUUGAGUUCACGAACCACCAGUGCGCGGCCACGGCCCUCGCCGCCAUGAACAAGCGUCUCUUCCUGAACAAGGAGAUGAAGGUUAACUGGGCCACGAGUCCCGGUAACCAACCGAAGCUCGACACGAGCAAUCAUCAUCACAUAUUUGUCGGUGAUCUGUCGCCCGAGAUCGAGACCCAGACUCUCAAGGAGGCCUUCAUGCCCUUUGGUGAGAUCAGCAACUGCCGAAUCGUGCGAGAUCCCCAGACCCUCAAGAGCAAGGGCUAUGCCUUUGUAUCGUUCGUCAAGAAGAGCGACGCCGAGGCUGCUAUCACAGCGAUGAAUGGCCAGUGGCUUGGCUCGCGCAGCAUUCGCACCAAUUGGUCGACGAGGAAGCCCCCGCCCCCGAGGACCGACCGGCCCCGCAAUGCUAACAGCAAGCCCAACUACGAGGAGGUUUAUAACCAAAGUAGCCCGACCAAUUGUACCGUUUAUUUUGGAGGAUUCACAAACGGGAUUACAGAAGAUCUAGUAACCAGGACAUUUGCACCUUUUGGUACUAUAUUAGAUAUUAGAGUAUUUAAGGAUAAGGGUUAUGCUUUCAUCAAAUUUACAACUAAGGACUCAGCUACACAUGCCAUAGAAAAGACACACAAUACAGAAAUAAAUGGAUGUGUCGUUAAGUGUUUCUGGGGAAAAGAAAACGGAGAUUCAAGCAGUAUUGGAUCUAAUACCAAUCAACAAACUCAGCAAGUGUCAGCAGGACAGCAAUAUGCUUAUAACUAUGGCCAGCAAAUGAGCUAUUGGUAUCCCCAAGGCUACCCACAAAUGCAAGGCCAGUUUCUCCAGCCUCAGUACUAUGGUCAGUACUAUGGCCAGCAGCAAGCUCAGUACAUGAAUAGCAUGCGAAUGCCCACACCAUCUGCUGGUACGUGGCAACCAGGUCAGACUGGCAGUGCACCUCCAACACCUUCUGCCCCUAUGCCACCGGGACAACAACCUAUGGUAACUUACGGUAUGCCACCGCAGUACCCAACGCAGUGAAACGAAACGUUUGACAAUUCAUAAAAAAAAAAAAAAAACAUUUAAAAAUUUCAACAAAAAAAAAAAAAACGUCGACCUUUUGAAAAAUGACAGUUGAAAGUUCUGUACGCAACGCUUGACGCGGAACUAUUUCGAAUGUAGAUUAAUAUAUACCAUUUUGUUUCGCAAACUUUGCUACCACGCUCAAUUAUAUAUAUACUUAAAAAAAAUAUUCGUUAAGAAAAGCAAGGAGCUUGCUUUAAUUAUACAUAUGUACAUCCUAUCAACUUUAAGGCAAUUUACACAUUUUUCUAGGAAAUAACAAGGUUUUAUUUUAAUAUACACUGUAUAUUUGAUGGGAUGAUUAGAAGUAAUUGCUUCACUGAAAGGUAGCAAAAAUACAAAAAAAAAAAAAACAAUGAAAAAAACAUUUUAAAAGAAACACGUUAAAGUGGUAUAUAUUCUCAUCUAUCUUUGAAAUCAUAAGAGCCCUGCAUCCGUUGUGCACUAAACCGUAUGUAUGAUAAGAUUAUAUUGAGAUUGUUGAAUUUUUUAA
Copidosoma floridanum is the source of this 2422-nucleotide messenger RNA. RefSeq names its product TIA1 cytotoxic granule associated RNA binding protein Rox8 (gene Rox8). NCBI's taxonomy places the organism in Eukaryota, Metazoa, Arthropoda, Insecta, Hymenoptera, Encyrtidae. The record is from RefSeq and is a predicted model, not a curated record. Gene Ontology annotation, molecular function: RNA binding.